AUGGUCAACCCUACUGUGUUCUUCGACAUCACCGUCGAUGGCGAGCCCUUGGGCAGCGUCUCCUUCGAGCUGUUUGCAGACAAGUUUCCAAAGACAGAAGAAAACUUUCAUCUUCUCAGCACUGGAGAGAAAGGAUUUGGUUAUAAAAGUUCCUGCUUUCACAGAAUUAUUCCAGGGUUUAUGUGUCGGGGUGAUGACUUUACAUGCCAUAAUAGCACUGGUGGCAAGUCCGUCUAUGGGGAGAAAUUUGAUGACGAGAACUUCGUCCUGAAGCAUACAGAUCCUGGCAUCUUGUCCAGGGCAAAUGCUGGACCCAGUACAAAUGGUUCCCAGUGUUUUACCUGCACUGCUAAGACCGAGUGGUUCGACAAGGUGAAAGAACGCAUGAUUAUUGUGGAGGCCAUGGGGCGCUUUGAGGGGAAUGGGAAGACCAGCAAGAAGAUCGCUGUUGCUGACUGUGGGCUACUCUAA
Gorilla gorilla gorilla (western lowland gorilla) is the source of this 471-nucleotide messenger RNA. Its product is annotated as peptidyl-prolyl cis-trans isomerase A-like. The record is from RefSeq and is a predicted model, not a curated record. The transcript has a single exon. Gene Ontology annotation, biological process: protein folding; protein peptidyl-prolyl isomerization. Gene Ontology annotation, cellular component: cytoplasm. Bases 1 to 471 code for a protein of 156 amino acids. Gene Ontology annotation, molecular function: peptidyl-prolyl cis-trans isomerase activity; cyclosporin A binding. NCBI's taxonomy places the organism in Eukaryota, Metazoa, Chordata, Mammalia, Primates, Hominidae.